AUGCUGCCCAGAAGACGAGUGAUUAAUCUACUACAAGUUAUGUUGUCUCAAUCUUGUAGAUGUCCUGCGCAUGGAAACGCUGGUUCUGUAGCAUUGAAUAAUUCCAGUAAAUUAAGCAGUACAUCUUUAGAUGUGGCUACAACAAAAGAGUAUGCUUUCGAGAUGGCUUGUUCAACUAUCAGAUAUGGUAUUGGAGUAACUCGAGAAUUGGGAAUGGAUUUCCAAAACUUAGGAGUCAAAAAAACAUGUUUAAUGACUGAUCCCAAGUUAGUAAAUCUUAUUCCAGUAAAAACAGCAAUCGAAAGUCUUUCCAAGUAUAAAAUAAAUUUCGAUAUUUAUGAUAAAGUUCGCAUCGAACCAACUGAAACAAGUCUUCAAGAUGCUAUCAAGUUUGCAAAAACAGGAAACUACGAUUCUUUUAUAGCGGUUGGAGGUGGUUCUGUUAUUGAUACCUGUAAAGCAGCUAAUCUUUAUCUUAGUGAUCCUCAAGCUGAAUUUCUAGACUAUGUUAAUUCGCCUAUUGGCAAAGCUAAACCAGUUACCAUAGACUUGAAGCCAUUAAUAGCAGUUCCAACAACUUCAGGAACAGGAUCAGAAACUACUGGGGUCUCUAUUUUUGAUUAUAGUCCUUUAAAAGCGAAAACUGGUAUCGCUAACAGAGCGUUGAGACCUUUCCUUGGUAUCAUUGAUCCUCUUCACACGCUCACACUUCCUGAAAGAGUUACUGCUUUUUCAGGAUUUGAUGUGCUAUGCCACGCUUUAGAAUCUUUCACUGCUAUUCCUUAUACUGAAAGAACACCUUGUCCUUCAAAUCCUAUUCUAAGACCUGCAUAUCAAGGAAGCAAUCCUAUAAGUGAUGUUUGGGCAAAAUAUGCUUUGAAGAUAAUGAAAAAAUAUUUCAAAAGAGCUGUUUAUCAACAAGAUGAUCUUGAAGCCAGAAGUCAUAUGCAUUUAGCUAGUACAAUGGCUGGUGUUGGUUUUGGUAAUGCUGGAGUUCAUCUUUGUCAUGGAUUGUCGUAUCCUAUUAGUGGAAAUCCGCCGGCUAAAUGUUAUCCUGAGGGAUACAGUAAAGAUCAUCCGAUUGUUCCUCAUGGAUUAUCAGUGGUCAUUUCAGCACCAGCAGUAUUUUCUUUUACUGGAAUAGCUUGUCCAGAGAAACAUCUUGAAGCAGCAGAAUUACUUGGGGCGGAUGUAAGCACUAAAAAAAAGGCGGACGCUGGAGUAGUUUUAGCUGACAUUGUCCGAGAGUAUAUGAGUAUGAUGAAAAUACCAAAUGGUUUGGGCGAGCUUGGUUAUAAAAAAGAUGAAAUUCCAAAGCUUGUUAGUGGAACCUUACCACAGCAUCGUAUUACAAAACUAGCACCACGAGAUCAAACUGAAGAAGAUCUUACUAAAUUAUUUGAAAAUUCGUUCAGUAUAUAUUAACUUUAUGAGACUGAUUUUUGUAGGUAAAAAUAGUAAAAUUAAAUCAAUAAUAUUGU
Chelonus insularis is the source of this 1481-nucleotide messenger RNA. It is a transcript of the gene T3dh, whose product is annotated as Type III alcohol dehydrogenase. The coding region runs from base 1 to 1425 and encodes 474 amino acids. The transcript has 5 exons. The record is from RefSeq and is a predicted model, not a curated record. Gene Ontology annotation, cellular component: mitochondrion. Gene Ontology annotation, molecular function: alcohol dehydrogenase (NAD+) activity; metal ion binding. NCBI's taxonomy places the organism in Eukaryota, Metazoa, Arthropoda, Insecta, Hymenoptera, Braconidae.